Caenorhabditis sp. 36 PRJEB53466 is the source of this 529-nucleotide messenger RNA. Lineage: Eukaryota; Metazoa; Nematoda; Chromadorea; Rhabditida; Rhabditidae. The record is from the annotation of a GenBank genome assembly.
AUGCGAGUUCUUCUUCUUUUCCUGCCAUUUCUCCCAAAGUUCACUAACCCUUGCCUGCCAACUCGCUCGACGGUAAGCCGCUUUCGGAUUCUGCUCGCAAGAUACGGUGCUCACUUUCAGACGCCUAUAGUCUGUGCUUGCUCCACUGAUGAAGUGGCUCUUCUGAAUAAUAUCAACGGAGCUCCGGGCUCUGAUAACAGCAUCCAGCCGGUCGGCACAGUGUAAGUCAUCCGUCCCUACAGUAACCUACCGUACCUUCGUAUUCAGAGCUCAAACAGACUCCAAUAACUGUCCGACAAUCUACACGGUCACUUGCGAAUCGACCACCGGAGGCACCGUUUACAUGGAGUUCCAGGACUCUCUGAGUGCCGCCAUUCAAACGACAAGUCUUAAUCUGACGUGCACUGACGGAAACUGGCUGUAUUCAGAUGCCACCAACGGAGUGACGUGCGUUUGAAUCACUUUGGAAUCCAAUCUGGGAAAGCCUGCUUUCAGAUUGGUAGUUUCGGUGCAAUGUCAACAAACUUAA